Messenger RNA from Aspergillus puulaauensis, 990 nucleotides. RefSeq names its product putative aldehyde reductase (AKR1) (gene akr1). The record is from RefSeq and is a predicted model, not a curated record. Gene Ontology annotation, molecular function: aldose reductase (NADPH) activity. The coding region runs from base 1 to 990 and encodes 329 amino acids. NCBI's taxonomy places the organism in Eukaryota, Fungi, Ascomycota, Eurotiomycetes, Eurotiales, Aspergillaceae. The transcript has 4 exons. Gene Ontology annotation, cellular component: cytosol.
AUGUCUCUCGGAAAGAAGGUUACUCUCAACACCGGUGCCCAGAUCCCCCAACUGGGAUUCGGUACCUGGCAGUCUGCCCCCGGCCAGGUCGGCGAGGCUGUCUACCAGGCCCUGAAGGCUGGCUAUCGUCACCUGGAUCUGGCCACCAUUUACCAGAACCAGCGUGAGGUCGCCGAGGGUAUCAAGCGCGCUUAUAAGGACGUUCCUGGCCUCAAGCGUGAGGACCUCUUCAUCACCUCCAAGCUCUGGAACACCCAGCACGACCCCGCUGUUGUCGAUAAGGCCCUUGAUGAGUGUCUCGCCGAGCUUGAGCUCGAAUACCUCGACCUUUACCUCGUCCACUGGCCCGUCGCCUUCAAGACCGGCGACAACCUCUUCCCUCUGGAGAGCCAGAAUGAUGUCCUCAUUGUGGACGACAUCUCCAUCGUCGACACCUGGAAGGCCGUGACCAAGCUCCCCAAGUCCAAGGCCCGCGCUGUCGGUGUCUCCAACCACACCGUUGACCACCUCGAGGCCAUCAUCAACGCCACCGGUGUUGUCCCUGCAGCCAACCAGAUCGAGCGUCACCCCGUCCUUCAGAGCAAUGACCUGAUCGAAUAUGCCGCCAAGAAGAACAUCCACAUCACUGCUUACUCCGCCUUCGGAAACAACAUGUACAACAUCCCCCUUCUCGUCGCCCACCCUGACGUCAAGGCCGUCGCUGAGGAGGCCUCCAAGCGCACCGGCAAGACCGUCACCCCCGCGCAGGUCAUCCUUAACUGGUCCCAGGUUGGCGGCCACUCGGUCAUCCCCAAGUCGGUCACUGCGUCGCGCAUCGUCGAGAACUUCCAGGAGGUCGAGCUCACCCCCGAGGAGAUUGCCAAGGUCUCCAAGCUCGGCGAGAACCGCCGCCGCUACAACACCCCUUACGUGGCCAACCAGCCCCGCUGGAACAUCAACAUCUUUGGCGAGGAGGACGAGAAGCCUGCCACUCACAAGGUCAUUGUUUAA